Messenger RNA from Aureobasidium musti, 1512 nucleotides. The record is from the annotation of a GenBank genome assembly. Lineage: Eukaryota; Fungi; Ascomycota; Dothideomycetes; Dothideales; Saccotheciaceae.
AUGAAGCGCCACAUACACGAUAUGUCCAUACAGGUGGACAGUGACUCUGACUUCACACCAUCCCCCAAANNAAAUCACAACUCUCCAGACGCUUUCGCCCUUAGAAGAAGGGUCCCUAGAAAGCAAGCAGAAACACCUGCCGAUCGCCACAGCAUGAAUGGACGGCGUUGUAAAAGAGUCUAUGAGCUCGCACGCCCUACGUGGCCCGCCAAUGACCCUGUUACACCAGCCAUCUCAGAGAAGAAAAUUCGCGAGCUUGGGCGUGGGUCCGAAGAUGAAAGGUUGAUGGCUGCGUUCGCCAGACAUAUCAUCAAUCCGGGUGACAACCAUCCCAAACAAUCAAAAUGGGUUUCACGCAGAUCUCUGAGGAAGACUUUCUCGGAGCAUUUCGGCCAUAAUGGAUUCUUCAGACAUUCCUCUUGGAAAGACAANAAAGCUGCCGACUUUGGUCUACCAGAGUUGUUCCUCAGAAGUGUCGAUAUGAGCAGAGCCCUCUUUAGUCCUCAUGAGUCCGUUGAUGAUCUAUUUCAAGAUCUCGGACAGGCGCCUACCUUGGACGCGUUGACUGAUGAAGAACAUCAGCAGCUGCGGAAUCGUUUCCAGCAUGGCGCGUCGCUCACAAAUGACCAGUCACAGAGUCCUGCCUCCUCAAAUCAGAGCGUACAAAACUUCCAGGACGAGGAUAAUCUAAACAAGACUGAAGAUGGAAGCGACAUUCCUCGCCCCUCUAAACGACUUCGAUCGAUGUCUUCUGCAAAGCCACAGAUGGGAGGUCAGACAGAAGCGUACCCACUGUUGGGACCAGGCUGGGCUACACCACAUCGCAAGAGUCCACCAGGCACCAAAGCGCGUGUAUCCUCCGAGAUCGAACACAGCACACCUUCACACAAACCAGGCUUAAGCACGCCUAAUACGAUGAGUCUAGAAAACAGCAAUACCCAUAUGGCAUCGCAACAACCUAGCGACCAGCGACUUUCGGCUAAACCAAGAACAACGCACGAGCAUAGACCUAAGCCAUUGCCACAACAGCAGGCAGACACCUCUAACAACCAAGGUCAAAGCAAGCUACCCCAAUCCGUUAGCUCUCCUGCUACAAACAAUAUGAGAGCUGUCAAAGCAAUCGUUAUCCCAAAAAUCUACGACAUACUCAAGGACUUUCCCACUUCGCCCGAGGACGAUUCAUUCCUUCCUCUACUCCGUCAGCUUGUGAAAAUGACGAUCGCCAACAAACCUCAAGCCAUAGAAGAAAGGCACAUCGAUCUCCACACCCACGUUAUCAUGCACUGCACCAUCAACUCUCCAACUGACCAACUUGAAACCGCAACUCUGGUCAGACCUAUGCUUAAGCUCCUGUCCAGACUUCGUCGCAAGUUGGCUGGACAGAUCCAUAGCCAGGUACAAAGAGACAUCAGCACUGCGGCUAAAGUGAACGAUCUGGAUAGGCUGCGAGUUCUACACGCGGAGAUGCUGCUGUUCGAAGCACAGCCUGAGGGAGGUCGGAACGGACAAUAA